AUGGCCAACGUCGAUGAACUCACAAGUUCUCCUCCGUCACCUUUAAAAAGUUUGCACUCAUAUUUGGCCAAUAUGCAAGUAGAGAUUAAUAAUGAUGAUGAUGACGGUAUCAAAGUGUAUGAAUUAUUGAAGAAAUAUCACGGAGAAGUACUUUGGUUUCUUCAGGACUUACAAUUAACAGACGAUGAUGUGAAAGUGAUUGCAGAAGAUCUGAAAAAUGAUCAUAUUUGCACUAGAAUUGAUUUGAGCUUUAAUAAGAUAACUGAUCGAGGUGUACAUUAUCUUGCCGAUAUAUUACAAGUUAAUAGAACACUUUUAAAACUUCAUCUACCUGAAAAUGAAAUUGGUGAUGAUGGUAUGCUCUGUUUGUGUGAAGCACUGAUAAAUACGAAUAGAACACUGACAGGAUUAUACGUAUGGCAAAAUAAUAUUAGCGAUAAAAGUGUUGACAAGAUAAUUGAAACACUUCAAAUUAAUAAGACACUUGGACAUUUGGUCUUAUGGAAUAAUCAACUAUCUGGACAGAGUAAAGAAAGAGUACGAGAAGCAAUUAGAGGAAGAAACAUGCAUCUUAUUGUUUAA
Messenger RNA from Didymodactylos carnosus, 582 nucleotides. NCBI's taxonomy places the organism in Eukaryota, Metazoa, Rotifera, Eurotatoria, Philodinida, Philodinidae. The record is from the annotation of a GenBank genome assembly.